AUGAACUGCCCGCCGCCGCAUUUCCAGAGACCAGCGAAGCAGCAGAACGCGGUGGGCGACGUGGGCUUCGCGGGCACGGCGGGCGGCGAGGGCCUGGGCAAGACGGUGGAGAAGCUGCGGCCGUACGCGGUGCCCGUGGUGAAGGUGGUGCGCGUGCCGGUGGCGGCGCCGGUGCCCGUGGCCGUGCCGCACGCCGUGCUGGUGCCCGUGCCGCAGCCCGUGCCCGUGCACAUCCGCGUGCCGCUGCCCGUCGAGGUGCCCGUGCUGCGGCAGGUGCACGUGCCCGUCGAGAAGCACUACCCCGUCGAGGUCGAGAGGAAGGUGCCGUACGCGGUGGACAAGCCGGUGCCGAUCGCGGUGGCGCGCCACGUGCCGGUGCCCGUGCCGCAGCCCUUCCCCGUGCACGUGCCCGUCUACAAGCACAUCUACCACAUCCCCAAGCACCACGGGCCGGCGCUGCACCACGCACCGCACCACCACCACUGA
Schistocerca americana (American grasshopper) is the source of this 486-nucleotide messenger RNA. Its product is annotated as MAGE-like protein 2. The transcript has 3 exons. NCBI's taxonomy places the organism in Eukaryota, Metazoa, Arthropoda, Insecta, Orthoptera, Acrididae. Bases 1 to 486 code for a protein of 161 amino acids. The record is from RefSeq and is a predicted model, not a curated record.